GGUAACAGAUACUAGUGCAACAUGGUCUGAAUCCACAAGUGCUGAAACUGAAUCAACACCCUCAGAAACAACUGUGGAAUCCACUACAAUGGAAACAGAUACUACUACAGUAUUACAUGGAUCUACAAGUGCUGAAACUGAAUCAACACCGUCAGAAACAACUGUGGAAUCCACUACAAUGGAAACAGAUACUACUACAGUAUUACCUGGAUCCACAAGUGCUGAAACUGAGUCAACACCCUCAGAAACAACUGUAGCAUCCACAACAAUGGGAACAGAUACUAGUGCAACAUUGUCUGAAUCCACAAGUGCUGAAACUGAAUCAACACGUGAAGAAACAUCUGUGGGAUUGACUACAAUGGAAACAGAUACUACCACAGCACCUUAUUCUCAAUCCACAAGUGCUGAAUCUGAAACAACACCCUCAGAAACAACUGUGCAGCUCACUACAAUGGAGACAGAUAGCCCUUCAGCACCAUCAGCAUCUACAAGUUCUCAAGCUGAAACAACACCUUUGGAAACAACGUUUGACUCCUCCACUAUAUCAAAUACAUUUUCAACUGAGCCAACACCCAUUGGUUUCCAAACAACUGUGGAAUCCACAAUAGUUACAACAAAUACAACAAACAAUUGGACCAUGGUUUCCUGGAGUACUGAAACCCAAUCUCUCACCACUGAAGGAGAUCUCAUCACCACACAGGAUUUUGAAAUGAAUUCUAGUAGUUCAUCAGCAAACUGGACAACAAAUUUGCAAACUUCAGAAAGCCAUUCUGAGGAAACAUCAGUGCUACAAAUGAAUGCCACUACUGAGCUGGUGACUGAUUUCAUCAACAGUACAACAAAAAGAACCACAACCACCAGAAGACCCACAACAACUACAACUAGACCAGUCACCACAGUUCCUACUAAAAAGGACUGCCCUAAAGCCUCACUGCCCCAGUUGGAGUCAGGGUAUUUCUUUCCAAGAACCCCUGGAGGCACUUGGAAACUAAAGGAAUGCCCUAAUGAAUGGCAAGGAACAGCCAGUUGGUUCUGCAGAUUGGAUGGGAAAUGGCAAGGGCCUGUUCCUGACCUAAGUGACUGCACAAAUGUGGACUUUGGUUCAGCCAUUGACCAAGUUGAAAAUGCCAACAAUGUGUCAGAGGUGUUGGUGAAUUUGACAACCACAAUUUCCAGCUCAAAUGGUGGACUGGCAGGAGGAGACUUGUCUGGACUAAGUGAUCUACUUGCCUUGGCUGGAGAAAGGCAAGAGCAAGUUCUUGCAGCAGCCCCAGAUGAUCAGAAGCUGACAAUUGCUACUCAGUACAUUCAGUCAGUCAGUAAACUUAGUGGAACAGCCUUGAAGAACCCAUCCACUUGGGAAGGAGCUGAAGAGCAGGUGAAGCUGUAUGCAGCCAGUGAAGUUCAAAUUCAGUUGGAAAAGGCCUCUGCCACUUUGGUUGAUUACUUGGAACCUGGAAAAGAGAUUAGCAUCAAAGAAGAGAGUCAUGACCUUGUUGUGAGGAAGUUCCUGAGAGAAGAUAUAGGAAGGAGACUUGACGUCUCAAAUGCCUUGACUUUUAUGUACAAUGGGACUGUGAUCAGCUUGGAUCCCCAAUGGGUUCUCAGUAGUUUGGCUGACACAGAAAACUUCACCAAAGUGUCAUUCUUUGGAUUCAGAGAUAUGCACAGGAUCCUGAAAAGCAAAAGGGCAUCAGAGUCAAGUCCCUACAGAGUUCAAGGAGUGAACACUCAGGUGGUGGGAGCCAAGCUGACUUCUGAUUUGAUGUCUGGGAACACUUCACAGUCAUCUGAACUUGCUGUCAAUAUGGUGUUCCCCAUUUUGAAGUAUUUCAAUGUGUCUGCAGAAAACAAUGUGAUUUCUUGUUCUUAUUGGGACAACAACUUGACUGAUUGGUCAGCUGAAGGAUGCAACACAACAUUUCUUGUUGAUGAAGGAACAGUUAUGUGUUCUUGCACACACUUGACCAAUUUUGCUGUUCUCAUGGAUGUUGCUGACAUGAUACCUGAGGCACUGGAAAGGUUGCUAACUUGGAUCACAAAUAUUGGCUGUGGAAUUUCAAUUGGAUGUUUGUUGCUCACAACUUUGGCAUACACCUUUGUGAAGAAUAUCACAGAGAACCACUGGACAAGGGUCAUGAAUGUAAACCUGUGCAUUAGUCUGAUGACUGCCCAACUGCUUCUGGUAUUUGGCUUGGAUGCGACAAGCAACCAAAGAACAUGCAAGAUUAUAGCUGUUUUCAUGCACUACACCUUUUUGGUGUCUGGGGCAUGGAUGCUUAUGAAAGGCAUCAAUCUUUAUAUGAUGACAACCAGAAUUUACAGGCCAACUAAGCGUCAGAAGCUGUCAAUGGCGUUAUCCUGCUAUGCAUUUCCUGCAAUAAUUAUUGGCAUCACUUAUGCUGCCACACUUGGCAAUGCGUAUGGGAAUGAGCAAUAUUGCUGGCUGAAUGAAUUCUCAAUGAUGGGAUUCAUUGUUCCCAUCACCUGCAUUGUUUGUGUAAAUUACGUUGUGUUAAUUCACACGGUCAGAAUAGCAUGGAAGAAGAUGAUCAAGGAGAAGAAUGAUGGACACCAAAGUUACUACCUUUCCAGCACUGCCCAAGUGUCCCAAUUUUCCAGUGGAACAAGCCAAAGGACUAAUAAGAAAGUAGACCCGCCUCCAGCCAUCAGCCCAAAAAGGAGAAUAAAAUUUGCAGCCGCAACUUUCGCAUUGGCAUCUUUCCUGGGGAUUUCCUGGAUAUUUGGCGUCAUUUUCGUCUUGUCACCAAGUGCGACCACUGCCAUUCUUUUCGCCAUAUUUGGCUCCUUCCAAGGCUUUUUUAUUUUCGCUACAAAUAUCUUUGGAUUGGAGACUCCAAGACGAGCUUUGAUGAAUGUCAUGCAAGUUCAGGACAUGCGACUUGGUUUCUCUGAGGAAACUAAGGCUAAGUUUGGUGUGUCAUCCAAGUCUCGAUCGCGGGCCACAGAUUCUACAGCUAAUUUGCAGUCUUCCUCGGGUGCUCAAAAGGUUGAAGCUCUUGAUGAGCAACCAGGCACCAGAGGUCAGUUGAAAAUAAUGCAGCAAGACAGCCAAUGCAGAACAUUUUCUCCCAUCAUCUACCUCAUCAAUUCCAAGCAUGAAUCCUUGUGCAGUGAGCAGAGUCAAGCAAAGGUUCACAUUGACAACCCUGAUCCAAACGUUUCCUCCCAGGGUUUUGACAAAAGCAUAUGCAGCUCCACUCAUGAACAAUGUGUACAUGGACAGGGCAUUCCCAGCUAUCAGCCACCAGGUCCGCAAAUGCUGCCCUUGCUUGACCAGGCUGCUGUGUUAGUGUCCCAGAAGACACACCUGAUGUAA
Messenger RNA from Notodromas monacha, 3340 nucleotides. NCBI's taxonomy places the organism in Eukaryota, Metazoa, Arthropoda, Ostracoda, Podocopida, Cyprididae. The record is from the annotation of a GenBank genome assembly.